GUUUCUUAUUUAUCAGUGAAGAAAAAGCAGAAUUAGCUUCAACCAUCAGAGCCUCGACAUGAACGUCUGCUACACUUUGAUCUGCUGCUUCUUCCUGUAUGUCGUCAGCGCAGAGAUCGACGUCUACUCAGCUAAUGAAGGAGGAAACAUCAGAGUCAAAUAUUCCUUCAGUUCAUAUGGAAGCAGGAAGUUCUGUCGGGGAACAUGUGAAGCAGGAGAUAUUCUCAUUGAUACAAACAGAAAUGAAGCGAGGAACGGCCGAUACAGCAUCAAAUAUGAACGAGGUGUCACUACAGGAGAUCUGACAGUGACCAUCACACAGCUCAGCAAGUCUGACUCUGGAACGUACCGGUGUGGCCUCGAAGGUUUUUCGUCUUUUAGUUAUCAGGAGUUUAAGAUCAUCGUCACUGAUGCUCAGCUGGAAGGAAGCUCUGAAGUAAAACAGCUCUAUAAAAGAAGUGGAGGAGACGUCACUGUUGAAUGUGUCUUCACUAACCCUGGAGGACGUAAAUACUUCUGCAGAGAAGAAUGUGGAGGGAAAAUGAACGUUCUCGUCACAACAAGAGGUGACGAAGAACGAAACGGCAGAUACAGCAUCGAGUAUUUAACAGGAUCUGGAAAAGGAUUUCUGUUUGUGACCAUCACACAGCUCAUCAGGUCCGACUCAGGACGCUACAGAUGUUCUGUGGGAUCAGACAGAGACUUUGAAGUCAUUGUCACAGAUGACUCCACAACAACAUCACCCAGUUCCAGCUCCAGUUUCACACGUUCAUCAGCUUCACCUGAAACCACCAACCAGUCUUUGGUCCAGACACCUGAGACGACAGGAGGUGAUACGUCGUUCUCGACCAAAAACUUGAUUCUGACUGUGGGACUGACGCUGGUCGUCAUGGUCGUCCUGUUAUCAGGGGCCGCACUGAUGUUCUGCAGAAAGAGGAGUAACAGACCCAGAGGUGAGGCAACAGGAAAUACACACACACACAAGUACACACAUGUCGAUCACACACACAACAACUGGAUCUUCAGUUUUCAGUGAAUAUGAAAAUCAUCGUGACCAAAACCCAGAUUCUGAUUCAGCAGCAAACACGAAACACAAGUUCAAAAGUUUACGUGCAGAAAUAAGGAGAAGAAGGAAAAGUUACUAAGCUUCAAAACACCGAGGAAAACGCUCGUCAAAGUCCAAAACACGUUCAGGUCAGACACAAGGAAAUACUA
This is a messenger RNA of Hippoglossus stenolepis (Pacific halibut), 1215 nucleotides long. Its product is annotated as polymeric immunoglobulin receptor. NCBI's taxonomy places the organism in Eukaryota, Metazoa, Chordata, Actinopteri, Pleuronectiformes, Pleuronectidae. The record is from RefSeq and is a predicted model, not a curated record. Gene Ontology annotation, cellular component: plasma membrane. Gene Ontology annotation, molecular function: transmembrane signaling receptor activity. The transcript has 5 exons. Bases 59 to 1036 code for a protein of 325 amino acids.